This is a messenger RNA of Anopheles bellator, 968 nucleotides long. RefSeq names its product regucalcin-like. Bases 1 to 960 code for a protein of 319 amino acids. The record is from RefSeq and is a predicted model, not a curated record. Gene Ontology annotation, biological process: L-ascorbic acid biosynthetic process. Gene Ontology annotation, molecular function: calcium ion binding; gluconolactonase activity. Lineage: Eukaryota; Metazoa; Arthropoda; Insecta; Diptera; Culicidae. The transcript is spliced from 4 exons.
AUGUCGAACGCAAAGGUCGAGGUACUGCCCGGUCCGUUUCUGCAGCUCGGAGAAGGCCCACACUGGGACGCCGAGUCGCAGAGUCUGUACUAUGUGUGCAUUCUGAGCGCCACCCUGCACCGGUACGACUGGCGAGAAGCCAAAACGUACUCGGCCCCUCUCGAGGGCGCUACGUAUGCAUCGUUCAUCAUCCCUGUGCAGCGUCGCCGCGGUGAGUUCGUGGUCGGCUCCGGCACCCGGCUGCUGCUAGUCAGCUGGGAUGGUCGGUCUCCGAAAGCAUCCGUCAGCCAAGUGUUGGCCGAUCUCGGCUCAGACGCCGCGGAUCAUCGGUUCAACGAUGGCAAGGUGGACCCGCAGGGUCGUCUGUACGCCGGCACCAUGCUGGCGGAAGAUUCUCGCAACCACUUCGAGAUGGACGAUGGCAAGCUGUACCGCUAUGAGGCUGGCGCCGCGGGCCGGAUGGUGCCGCUCAAGAGUAAGGUACACAUCUCGAACGGGCUCACGUGGAGUGCGCGAACAAACAGGUUCUACUACAUCGAUUCGUUCGCGUUCGACAUCAAAGAGUACGCGAUCGACGCGGACGGCAAUCUGGCCGAGGAGAGAGUGCUGAUACGGCUGAAGGAUGACGAAGCAGCUACCGAGUUCAUCGCGGACGGAAUGACCAGCGAUGCCGACGGCAACCUGUACGUGGCCCUCUUUGCCGGUUCCAAAAUCGUCAAGAUUGACCCACAGGUGGCCCAGAUUGUGCAGGAGAUUCCGCUACCGGUCUCCCAAGUCACCUCCGUCGCCUUCGGAGGCCCCGAUCUGGACAUUCUUUUCGCCACGACCGCUGCCAAGGAACUGUCCACGCCUCAGGAACCGCCGGCUGGGGCGGUCCUAACAAUAUCCGGACUGGCGGUGCGGGGCACUCGCAUGAACGAAUUUGUCCUCCCGGGUACCAGCGCAUCCCCGCCGUCUUAACUGUCCCU